AUGGCAUCAUGUGCCAGUUCACCUCAGGAUCUAAACAUUAAAACAAAUCCUUUGGGAAAUGUCAAAACUGAGCAUGGGAGUCAGUGUGCAGCGCAGGGGAAUACUGAAUUUAAGAUGGAAUUAUCUCCUUGUUACUUGCUCGCUGUAAGAAUAAUACGAAUGAGAAAUCUCCGUCGGGCAGAUACACUAAGCCAUUCUGAUUGCUACGUCAACCUGUCGUUGCCAACAGCUACAUGUGAAAAGAUCCAGACCAAAACUGUCAACGACUGCAGAAACCCAGUGUGGAAUGAAACAUUCUACUUCAGGAUCCAGAGUCAGAUCAAGAACGUGCUGGAGCUGAGUGUCUACGAUGAGGAUGUCGUUACCCAGGACGAUCACCUCUUCACUGUGUACUUCGAUGUAGCUAAACUUCCACUUGGAGAAAGAGUUCUCAUAUACUUUAAGACUGACCCAAAGGCACAGGAGGAACUAGAGGUAGAAUUUACCUUGGAGAGCAUUUCAGGCCCUCCUGAAGCCAUCAUAACUAAUGGAGCACUAGUGUCUCGUGCACUUUGCUGUUUGGAAGUUCAGGUGGAUGAGAAGAAGCAGCAGAAAUCAAGGAAAGACCUCUCCCUCACGGUGAAAGGUUCCUAUGAAGGAACACAGGAUCUUACACUGGGCCCUGAUGCUAUCAUUAGCCCUUCAUUUCCAACCAAGUUCCACUAUGUCAAGUAUAUGGAGCCAACACUGAAUGUUAUGCUACCGAAGAAGAAGCGUUACAAUGCUCGUACCUGUACCUACACUAUAAACACAGGCCCCCCAGUUGUGAUGCUGAAUUCGCUCCCCAUGGGAGAGAGAGUAACAGUAGCAGAGGAGAAAAGAUUUGAUUUGCAUGUGAAGGCAGAAGACUGUCAUUGUUCCUGUCCACAAGACCUAGAUGUGCGCAUAGGGUAUGACCUGUGUGCAGAGGAGAAGGAUUUCCUGUGCAAAAGAAAGAAGUAUGUUGCUGCUGCCCUGAAAAACGUUCUCCAGCUAGAAGAGGACCUGCAGGACCAUGAGAUUCCAGUGGUGGCCAUCAUGACAACAGGUGGUGGAAUGAGAUCAUUUACAACAACAUAUGGCAGUCUAUUGGGUCUCAAGAAAUUAAAUGUCUUAGACUGUGCAACAUACCUGAGUGGUUUGUCUGGCACGACGUGGACCAUGUCACGCUUGUAUAAAGAUGCUUAUUGGUCACAGAAGGAUCUAGAUGAGAAAAUCCGUGAAGCCCAGAAAUGUGCGACCAAAUGCAAGAUGAGUUGUUUCUCUAUGGAGCGCAUGAAAUAUUUUAACCAGCAGCUGUGUCAGCGUAAACAAGAGGGAUACAGGACAUCGUUUAUAGAUCUGUGGGGGCUGAUCAUUGAAUAUAUGCUGCAUGAUGGGAAAGAGAACCAUAAACUCUCGGACCAGCGGGAAGCGGUGAAAGAGGGUCAGAAUCCAUUGCCCAUCUAUGUGGCAGUCAAUGUCCGGGACAAAUAUAGCACUCUAGAUUUCAAAGAAUGGGUUGAGUUCACUCCUUAUGAGGUGGGAUUCCUGAAAUAUGGAGCAUUUGUUCGCACGGAGGAUUUCGGAAGCGAGUUCUUUAAUGGACGUCUGUUAAGGAGGCUCCCCGAAACCCGGAUCUGUUACCUUCAUGGCAUGUGGAGCAGUGUAUUUUCUCUGAACCUGUUAUACAUCUGGAGUUUGUCCAACAGUUCAGAGGACUUCUGGCACAGGUGGACUCGAGACAGAAUAGUUGAUAUUGAGGAAGAGCCUAUGCUGCCUACGAGGCCACAUGAGGUGAAAACUCACAUGCUCACUCCUGAAGGCCCUUUUUCCAGUGCUCUUCGAGAUGCUUUAACAGAUCGUCUGUCAGUUGCUCAAUAUCACAAUUUCCUCAAGGGCUUCCAGGUGCAUAAUGACUACCUGGGGAAUGAGAAGUUUUGUAGAUGGAAAGAUACUGUGUUAGACAUGUCUCCCAACCAGCUGAGCGAGCAACCAGAUCUCCUUGGCAUGGUAGAUGCUGGAUUUUUCAUCAAUACCAGCUGCCCACCACUUUUAAGGCUAGAGAGGAAAGUGGAUGUCAUCCUGCAUUUAAGUUACAGUGCAGGAUCGCAGACAUUGCCUCUGGACCAGGCCUGUAAAUACUAUGCAGAUCAGAAAAUCCCAUUCCCCAAAGUUUUCCUGAGUGAGGAAGAUAGGAAAAAUCUAAAGGAGUGUUACCUGUUUCAAGAUUCAGAAACCCCAGGAAGCCCCAUCGUGGUAUUUUUCCCACUUGUGAAUGACACCUUCCAAUAUUAUAAAGCACCUGGUAUGAAGCGCUGCUGCUCAGAGAUGGAGGGGGGCAAAGUUGAUGUUACUAGUUGCACUUCCCCAUAUAAUACAUUCUCAGUGAGAUACACUGAUGAGAAUUACCACCAGCUGGUAAAUCUAAGUGAAUACAACAUCCUGAAUAACGCACACCUGAUUCUGCAGGCCUUGCGUACGGCAGUGGAACAGAAAAGGCAACAUAAAAAGUAG
This is a messenger RNA of Terrapene triunguis (Three-toed box turtle), 2514 nucleotides long. Its product is annotated as cytosolic phospholipase A2 epsilon-like. Gene Ontology annotation, cellular component: cytosol. The record is from RefSeq and is a predicted model, not a curated record. Gene Ontology annotation, molecular function: calcium ion binding; calcium-dependent phospholipid binding. NCBI's taxonomy places the organism in Eukaryota, Metazoa, Chordata, Testudines, Emydidae. The transcript has 21 exons. The coding region runs from base 1 to 2514 and encodes 837 amino acids. Gene Ontology annotation, biological process: glycerophospholipid catabolic process.